AUGAUUUUUAGGUGUCCCACUUGCCAUGAAAUCAAAUAAUUUACCAUCAUUUUAAACAUCUUAUAUCUAGUUGUGGCCCGCCGUGGGCAUCGCCGGUUCUCCUCACCCCAUGGCCCUCGUAAAAGUUGUCAUUCUUGGUCAAAAGUCUAUCGCAAUCCGUUCUUUUUGCUCAAUCAAAUCAUCUAAUGAAACCAAAUGGACUUCCUUCCUCUUAUUGCCAGAUUUAUAUAUCUGAACCAAAAAGUCAGAACAACAUUUUGCACGUGCUCUUGUUCCAUAAUAUGCUGCAAACGUUGUAAGAUCUAAUUCACUAUUAUAUAUCUUUGUACUAAAAUUUGUUUAUGUUUCAUUUUUGUAGUUCUACGAAGCUCCAAAUAAUGCGCGGUCAGCGGCAGUUUAACAUAAUCUGACAAAAAUUAUUCAUAUACUAUUUUUAUUUUAUUCUACUUCCCUUUACCAUAUCGUUACACAAUUAUUUGCUCUUAAUUCAAGUAAAUUGCAAGCAAGCAAUGGCUUCGCACGUUACAAGCUCUCUAGUCUUCUAUAUAUACUAAUCCAACUGUUUUCUUUUUCUCGAGUCUUAAUUCAACCCUUCAACUAUAGUCUGUUUAUCAUCUUUACUUCUUGACCAAUGGCCAAACUCAGUUUCUCCCUGAUGCUCUUCUUUCUCUUUUUCUUUUGCAUUAAUAUUGGCACGGUUAAGCCAUCCAUGGCGAGAGCGACACAGUUUAAACAUUCCAGAGCCGGGAGCUUCAUUGAGGCCUCGUGUCAGACCACCCGCUAUCCGGCCCUAUGUAUUACAUGUCUCUCCCGCUACGCCAACUCCAGUAUUCAAAAUGUGCAGCAACUGGCCCAAGUGGCAUUGACAGUGAGCCUGUACAAGGCUCGUUACACAAGGUCAUACAUGUUGAAGGUGGCUAAAGAGCUCGAGGCAAUAAAAGCCAAGGAAUAUCCAGCCGUGAGAGAUUGCUUGCUACAAAUAGAUGAUGGCGUAAACCAGCUUAGCCAAUCAAUCAGGGAACUGCGCCGACUGGAUCCAAAAGCUGGGAUGACUGAUGACAUAUUUUGGCACAUAGAUAAUGUUGAGACAUGGGUUAGUGCUGCCCUAACUGAUGCUAGCAGUUGCAUCGAUGAGUUCCCGGGGCGAAGGAUGAGUAAAAUGAAGGCCACCAUUAAGGGCAAGGUCUUGAAUGUUGCACAGCUAACUAGCAAUGCACUGGCCUUAUUUCACCAGUAUGCUGCAAGGUAUCGAGCUGCUGCUGCCACCAAGAAGCCGUAAGGCUGGUCAUCCUUUUAGGAUUAUUGCCUGCCUUUUUCUUUUACCAGUCUUGUUCUUUGGUUUUCUCGUCCUAAUGUAAUGUUGAUACAUGAUAAUUCUAUUAAGUUACAAAUGUGCAUAUGAAGUUUUGUGUAAUGAGACUGAUCAUGAAAAUUGAAAAGCCACUAAUUUCUCUAACUUAAUUGGGUAAGUUCGGAAUAAUCUAAAAUGGGCAACCCAACAACUUAGACUUAAAUAAUAAAUGGCUAGAUACGAGGCAAUAAGUCCCAACAUAUCCGUACUAAAUGGUCU
Durio zibethinus is the source of this 1570-nucleotide messenger RNA. It is a transcript of the gene UNE11, whose product is annotated as Plant invertase/pectin methylesterase inhibitor superfamily protein. The record is from RefSeq and is a predicted model, not a curated record. NCBI's taxonomy places the organism in Eukaryota, Viridiplantae, Streptophyta, Magnoliopsida, Malvales, Malvaceae. Gene Ontology annotation, molecular function: enzyme inhibitor activity. Gene Ontology annotation, biological process: negative regulation of catalytic activity.